AUUGACAAAGCGGGAAUAUUUGGAAUUGUUAGGUUAAAUUAUUAUUGUUCAUCAUGUCAACAACAAAGUUCUCAUUAUAAAUAAGUAUACUUAAUGCUACCCAGCUGAUAUUUAGCCAUGGAAAGUUCAUUAGCUAUUGAUAAUAAGUGCGACAACUUUCAAGUUGAAAGUGAUAAUGUUAACGAAACUAUCGAUGCAAAUAAGUUAGUAAAUUGUGAAAAUUAUUCGCAGUAUCUCAAUCAGAAAAAAGUGGUGAGUAAGGAAUCAGAAAAUACAGAGCAUCUAGAAGUAGUAGAGGAUGGCAAUUCUAAAAGCUCUACAUUAAAUGGACUUGAAAAACAUAAACCAAGAAAACGUAUUGCAAUUGUGGAAAGUGAUUCGGAUAGUGAAGGGAAACUAUAUAUUUGUAAUGACGAUACUGAAUUGAAAAGCAUUACAGAUAAUCUUGAUCCAUCUGACACAAAUAAAAUCAAAAUUAAGAAACUGGGCGAUACGUUUCAAAGUGAUUCUGAAGAUGAACUAUGUGAAUCUUCAUCCCGUUACGAAAAAGAAGCAAAUAGCAGUUACAGUAUUAGAAAUAAUUUGGAUGGUGAAGAUUUGAAUAUGAAUUCUAGUAAAAACGAUUUACUAGAAACCAAUUCAGAUAAUAAACAUUCAGGUUCAGAUAGUGAAUUAGAAGACAACACAUCAACUUCAAAGUUAAAUGCUACUAAAAGUACCAAUUUUAAAAAGAAAGCUUGCAUUUCAAGUAGUGAGUCAGAUGAUGAAGAAGAGAAAAAUUCUGAUAAAAUCGGUACUAGUAGUAAGCCAAAGAGUAAUAGAAAAGGAAUUAUAGAUAGUGACACAGAUGAUGAAGACAUUCCAACACAUGGAAGUAAUAAUGAAUCAGAAGUUCUAGAAAGUACAGUAUUUAAGUCAUCCCGAUGGGCAGCUCUUUGUGAUUCAGAAAGUUCUGCUGAUGAAAUUAAUGAAAAUGAUCAUAAUGAAAGUAAUUUGGAACGUGGUAUGUCGGAUGAAGAUCAUAAACCUAUUCCCUACAAGAAAAAACCUAAAUCGAAAGAAGAAAAUGGGCCAAAGAAGAUGACUGGGAAAGAAGCACUAGAACAAAGGAGAGAAAUUUUUUCAGAAUCGCAGAGAAUGACCAGACAAUCAAAUGUAUCCUUGCCUUAUCAUAGACCAAAAUCCCAUUCAUUGAAAGAAUUUUUAGCAAAGAGACCAAAACUUGCCACAACAGUACCAUUGGCAUCUAAAAUACCACCAUCUGUUGCAAUUAAAAUGACAAUGGAGCAAUUGGAAGUUGUAUCAAAGAAAUUUGAAGAAAGACACAAAGAAGUACAAGAAUUUUACAAAUCUGACAGUGAUGAAGACAAGGAUGAUGUAGAUUAUGUUCCUGAAUCAGAAACUCAACCAAUUGCAAAUGAUGAUGUACAUGAGACACUUCAGAAGGAAGAUUCAGUUGUGAUAAGCAAAGAUGAAGAAUUAAAGAAUACAUAUAGUAAAUCUUUGGAUGAAAAUGAAAGUAUUACAAACAAUGAGGGAAUUGAUGAUAAAGAAGAUAAUAAUAACUUUAAAAUGAAGGAAAUUAUUGAUACAGAGGUUAAUACUCAAGAAGUGGUGAUAUCAGUCAAUACUUUUGCUGAGGUGGAGCAAGUAGAUGAGGAAGUAACUGUUAAUAUGAAUGAACCUGAUAACAAAAACAACAGUGGAUCGGAAAUAAACAAAGAAGUAGGAGAAAAUAAUCAAUCUGACAAUAGAAAUGAUCAGGAAUCAAUGGAAUAUGAAUUCAAUCUUGAUGAUAUGGACGAACACUCGGAAAGAAUAACAAAAUUAGACAAUCAGCCAAAAUCAGUUGAUAAAGGACAUGAAAAUUUAGGUCAGUUAGAAGAACAAUCAAUUGAAAAACAACAACAAACUAUAGAUUUGUUAGAAUUAGAUAUAGAAAUUGAAAAUUUCACCAGGAACAACUCUCCUUACCAAGAAAAACCAAAACGUUCAAAAAUGGAACUACUGAAAGAAAGAUUAUCAAACAUCAAGCCACGUUUGAGCAGUAGUGCUAACAAUAUCAUUGAUUUAGAUAAUAUUGCUAAACCGACUCAAGUUGUUCAACUUAUGGAAAGAUUCGCUAAACACACUGCCAAAAAGCAAUAUCACAAAGAUAAAGUCAAAGUAAAUAUAGUGAAUGUGGAAAUUGGUGGUGAAAUAAAUAAAGAAACAGUUGCUGUUCAUGUUGAUGAUGAAGAUGAUACAGUCAUUGAGGAAAAACCAGGUGUUCGUUUACAAAGACUCAGAAAUGAGCUACAAAAUCAGAUAGCCCAACAAAAGCAACAGCUUUGGGAAAAUAAGACUAAGAAAGAAGUAAAAAACGUUCUUGAGGAUGAUGAUCCUUACCAGGACGAAAGGUCUGAAUGCGGUAUUGACGAUCCUAUACUUGAUAAUGAUGAGGAAGAAGAAAUGACAGAAUCAAGCGAAAAUGAAGACGAAGAAGACAAAAUAACAGAAGAACCGAAAAGAAAAACAUCCGAAUUUAUCGAUGAUGAAGUAGAAGAAACUGAUAUUGAAGAUGAAGAACAAAUUGAAUCCAAAGAUGAAGACGAAGAAGCGGUUGAUGCAGAUGCAGAUAAUGAAGAGGAAAUGGAAGAAAAUGAGGAGAGAACAUGCGAAAUGGUUAAAGAUAAUUCUGAUAAAGAGAAUGGCAUUGAAGAUUUCAAUAAAAGUAGUGAAAAUAAAGGAAAUGGAAACAAUUGUUAUAAGGGAGAAAGUACAACUUUUAAAAAACCCCUAAGGCGUAUAAUUAAAGGUUUUACAGAAGAUUCCGACGAUGAUGAGGAUACCGAAACAACAUCUGUUGUUAGUAAAAUUGUUGAUAAGUUGAAUAAAAGCAAUGAGGAGAAAAAUUUAACAAAGCAGGAAGAUUAUAUUCCAUCAUAUCAACUGGAAAACCAUAAAACUCCCGUAAGGGAGACUUUUCAAGAAAAAUCUGAUUUGAAAUUUUUAACGCCAGUUUCUUAUAUUACGGGUCUCCAAAAUUUGACAAAUUCGGCCUCUAAGGUGCAGUCACCAACAAACGUACCUUCACCUCUGAGGGAAGCGAACUGGCAUGAUAGACUUCAGAAGAAGUUAUUCGCCGAUUCAGUUAUAACAAAUUCACAGGCUGAGGCUAUGGCACAGUUAUGUUCUGAAAGUUUUUCCAACUCCCAAGUGUUCGUGCCAGAUAAUUCAACUUCAACUACGGAACAUGAUACAGCACAGGGAGUCAGUCAAAUUGUUCCACUCAACUCGCAAAACCAUAGUACUUGUACAGAACAUUCACAAGAAGCUCCAUCUACUCAAGAUCUUCUCGAUGUUUGUUCAGGAGAGUUCACUGGAAUUACUCAGAUAUCUUCCAAUGGUUUUCCUAAAACUUGUGUUAGUCAUCUACUCAAUCCUGUUGAAGAAGUGAAGACUUUGGAUGAGGACCAAGACAUCGUAAUAUCUCAGUUGUUAAAUGAAGAAGAGAUGGAAGCUUUUAAGAAGAAAUUCGAUUCUCCAAUUUUGAAUCAUUCGCCAAAGGCUAUCAGAGAACCUGAAGAAGUGGCAGGAACUGGAGGGGUAAUAGAUUCUGAUGAUGAUGAAAAUGUAUUAGAAGUAAAGAAGAAGAAAAACCAAAAAAAAUUGACUUUUUCAGAUGAUGAUAGUUCUGAAGAAGAAAGAGAAGAUGAGGAGGAGAUCAAUUUAUGUGAUGAUGUAGAUAUAGCUGAUAUCAAUUAUGACUCAGAGGAAAAUGAAAUAGAAUAUGAAAAAGAGACUGAAAACAUAAAAUUGACCGAUUUUUUCGAGGACGAGGCCGAAUUAUCCGAAUCGGAAUGGGGCAGUGCGGACGAAGACGAAAAAGAUUUGGACAGAUUAGAAUUUGAACAAGGCGAUACUGAAAAAUUCGAUGAAAAGCAAAUGAGAACUGACUUAGAAAGGAUACAUAUGAGAAGAAUGUUAGAUGAUGAUACUCGAGAAGUGAAAUUAUUGCAAGAAAUGUUGUUGGAUGAUGGAGAAUUACAUGGUAGCGGUAGAGAGAGACAAUUUAAAUGGAAGAACAUAGAUUCUCAAAACAUUGACGAUGAUACUAAGAAAAACAGCGACGACGAAAUUGGUUUUGAUGAAGAUGAAAGCGAAGAACAAUGGCGUAGAAAAAGACACGAAAGAGAAAUGUUUUUAAAGGAAAAACAAUCUCAAGAAUUUAACGAUGAUAUUGAUUUGUUAAGUAAAAGUGAAAUAUUGAAGUUGGGGCACAAAGUUAUACAAAAAAGUUUGAGUAACCCACAAGGAUAUACAUUAUUAGAGAAAACUAAAGAUGAAAAUGACAGUUCUAGUACGAAAACACAAUUCAGUUUAUUGCAUAAAAGAGGAUCAUUCCUUAAUAGAGGUGAUCAGGUGUUACAAAAAUUGGCCGAGUAUAACAAAUUAUCUACUACCACCACAACAGUUGUCCAGAAGGUGAAAAAUUCGAAAAGUUUCCUCUUUCAAACAGUAGAAGUUCAAGCAACAGAUGAAAAAUUGUCAAUUUUAAGUAAAAAGAGAAAGGCUGUAGAUGGUACACCAAAGAUUAUAAAGAAGUUACGUUUAACUGAUAAUCUAAGUCCAGCAGUGAAGAAAAAGAACAAAUUUAGCUCAAAAUCAAAACUCUUCGCAAUUUCUUAGACUGAAUUUAGAAAAUUUUAGUAUUUAUUUGUAUAUUUUAUUGAAUUAUUUUAUAAAUAAAAUAUAACGAGGCUAAAA
Molecule: messenger RNA, 4749 nt
Organism: Diorhabda sublineata
Lineage: Eukaryota; Metazoa; Arthropoda; Insecta; Coleoptera; Chrysomelidae
Product: claspin
Exons: 15
Coding region: 118-4671 (1517 amino acids)
Biological process (GO): mitotic G2 DNA damage checkpoint signaling; activation of protein kinase activity; mitotic DNA replication checkpoint signaling
Molecular function (GO): anaphase-promoting complex binding
Source: RefSeq, a predicted model, not a curated record